CACGCGAAAACUAUCGAUAACGGGGUCCUAUCGUUCUUUGAUAUCAUUCAAGACUUGAUGUCGAGCUGUAAUAGCUGAAAAUUAAUUUUAUAAUUUUGCAUACGCAUCGUUUUAAAAAACAUCAGCAACAUGGCCACGGCUGAAGUCCAAAUCGGUGUGAACAGAAACUUGCAGAAGCAGGACCUCACUAACUUGGACAUCUCCAAACUCACACCUCUUUCACCAGAGGUCAUCUCCCGGCAGGCGACCAUUAACAUCGGCACCAUUGGUCAUGUGGCCCACGGCAAAUCCACGGUGGUUAAGGCCAUCUCCGGCGUGCAGACUGUGCGUUUCAAGAACGAACUGGAACGCAACAUCACAAUCAAGCUGGAACGCUUAAGCGAAAAGAAAAUCAAAAAACUUUUGAGCUCCAAGCAGCAACGGCAGCAAUAUGAAAUCAAGCAACGGUCUCACCUGCGGCACCUGGCUGAAAUGCGGCGGCACAGCCGGUUGCGCCGCCUCAAUACCAUGCCAGCGCAUUCUUCCUCGAACUUAAUCAGACGUACCAGCCACCGUAGCAGCAGCCAGAAUUCACUGAGUCCCAGCAACAGUAGCGGCUAUGGAAGUGUCUUUGGGUGCGAAGAACACGAAGUGGGCCAAUCUCAAAGCCAUAAAGGAUUUGCCAAUCUAAAGCGUCGCCGCAGCAGUGGAGUGUGUACUCCAACUUCAGACUCCAAGCGAUCGAAAAACAACCAGGGAGUGAUGGUAAAAAAGCCGCCCAAGGGCGAGUACAUUGUGGAGCGUAUUGAGUGCGUAGAGGUGGAUCAAUACCAACCCGUCUUCUUCGUCAAAUGGCAGGGUUACAAUGCUAGUAUGAACACCUGGGAGGGUCUUCGGAACUUGGCCGACUGCGCCCAAAUGGAGGAGUUUGUUGAGCGUCAUCAGCAGCUCUAUGAGACUUACAUUGCCAGCAUAACCAGUGAGCUUGAGAAACAGCUAGAAGCCGUUCCAUUGCUUGAGAACAUUACUGUAGCUGAGGUCGAUGCCUUUGAUCCCCUACAUUUGCAGAUUGACAUCAUUCUAUUAGCCCAGUACAGGGCUGCGAGCAGUCGUAGCCAAAGAGAGCCGCAAAAGAUCGGAGAGCGGGCCUUGCGAAACAUGCAGCUCAAGCGGGCACAGUUUACACGACGCAAGCAGUUGGUUGAUCUGGCGAAGUUUGAGCAGCGCAUGAACCAAGUGGAGGAGCCUUCGCCUCCGAUACGAGUAGAGAACAACGUGGAUUUGGACACCAUAGACAGUAACUUUAUGUACAUACAGAAGAACAUAAUCUGCGAGGGUGUUCCCACUCCAGUAGCGGGUCUUCUGGGCUGUAAAUGUUGCGACGAAGAUGGCGUAGAGGAAUGUACCGCCUCUACGAAGUGCUGUGCCCGCAUGGCAGGCGAACUUUUCGCCUAUGAGCGAAAUUUACGACGCUUGCGUUUGCGACCUGGAAGCGCAAUUUUCGAGUGUAAUAGCCGCUGCACGUGCAGCGCAAGCUGCUCAAACCGACUAGUGCAGCACGGACGACAAAAGCCGCUGGUUCUGUUUAAGACCAGCAACGGUAGCGGUUGGGGAGUGCGUACUCCCACUUUCAUGCGAAAGGGCGAAUUCGUGUGCGAGUACAUUGGGGAGAUCAUCACCAGCGAUGAAGCCAAUGAACGUGGAAAGGCUUACGAUGACAAGGGUAGGACGUAUCUCUUCGACUUGGAUUACAACACUGCCCAGGAAAGCGAAUAUACAAUUGAUGCGGCGAAUUAUGGCAACAUCUCGCACUUUAUCAACCACUCGUGCGACCCCAAUCUCGCCGUGUUUCCUUGUUGGAUCGAACAUUUGAAUGUGGCCCUGCCACAUCUCGUCUUCUUUACACUACGUCCGAUUAAGGCUGGCGAGGAACUUAGCUUUGACUACAUUCGCGCGGACAACGAAGAUUUGCCCUACGAAAACCUCUCGACCGCUGUGCGCGUCGAGUGCCGCUGCGGAGCGGCCAAUUGCCGAAAGGUCCUUUUUUAAAUAGAAGACUUUCCAUUUUAAUACGCUAUACUUUUCCUUAAAUAUCAUUGAAUAAAUUUGUUCUUUAAAUUAGAUGGCCUAUUGGCAAUAUUUAAGCAGUUUUUUUUUAUUACAAACUAUUAAUUGAUGGCAUUUUAACUAUUUAUUUGUUAAUAUUUUGCACUGCCCAAAAGUGACGAAUUGAAAUUAUGUUAAGUUUGACCACUACAUGACUAGAGAAUAAAAAAGAAAAUUCUGAAUAACUUGUACAUGUAAUUCCAUAAAUAAUGUAAAACCGAAUUAAGUUAAUUUUAGUAUUUUAACCAACACCUUUUUUAAUGCACAGGAAUUAAGUACGGCAUUAUGAUUAUUUGUAAAUCAUUAUUUUUAUAAUAAAUAUAUCAUGAUAAUUAA
This is a messenger RNA of Drosophila eugracilis, 2421 nucleotides long. It is a transcript of the gene eIF2gamma, whose product is annotated as eukaryotic translation initiation factor 2 subunit 3. Gene Ontology annotation, molecular function: zinc ion binding; GTP binding; translation initiation factor activity. The transcript has 3 exons. Lineage: Eukaryota; Metazoa; Arthropoda; Insecta; Diptera; Drosophilidae. Gene Ontology annotation, biological process: positive regulation of translational fidelity; formation of translation preinitiation complex. The coding region runs from base 130 to 2028 and encodes 632 amino acids. Gene Ontology annotation, cellular component: nucleus; eukaryotic translation initiation factor 2 complex; cytosol. The record is from RefSeq and is a predicted model, not a curated record.